UAUUGUCCUGGCUGCGUCCCCCAGUCCUGCCAGAGACCUGACGUGUCCCUUGUUUACCCCGGAUCAAAGGCGAAGCUCCAGCUCCAGAGUCUGUAUCAGGGCAGAGCAGGCUGGUCUCCAGCACAGAGCGUGGGGGAGAGGGAGGAAGAAGGACCCAGAGGGGGGUGACGUGUGUGUGUCCCCUUGUGCCUGCCCCUCUGCCUGCACCCCAGGAAUGGGGGCCCCAGUAACCUGCCUGCUGCUGCUCCUGCACCUCACAGCUGGGACGUCGGCAGAGCCGCACUAUGUGGUGGUGAGCCCAGCCGAGCUCUACCACCCGCACAAGGGGACGGUGUCAGUUCAUCUCAGCGACCUCAACGAGACCGUCCGGGUGAGCGUCCGGCUGGAGAGGGGGGAUGGGCCCAGCGCUAUCACCCUGCUGGAGAGAGAGGUCCGGGAGUCCCGUCUGCACGAGAACGUGCGCUUCCAGGUUCCAGCCCCGUCCGGGGGGCAGCAGGAAGUGGCAGAGCUGCACGUCUCGAUCCGGGGAGAUGCGCUGCAGUUCUCUGAGCGGAAGAAAGUGCUGCUGCGGGAGCUGCAGCCCAGGACCUUUGUGCAGACGGACAAGGCCGUCUACAAGCCGGGACAGACAGUGAAGUUUCGAAUCGUCAGUUUGGACAAAGACUUUGUUCCCUGUACCCGGAAGCUGCCCCUGGUGACCGUGCAGGAUCCCAGCGGGAACCGCAUCGCCCAGUGGCGAGAUGUGACUCCGCAGCAGGGCAUCGUGGAUCUGUCCCUCCCGCUGUCUGCAGAGCCGGCCCUGGGGACGUACGCCAUCGAGGCGCAAGGGACGAGGCACUCGUUCAGCGUGGAGGAAUAUGUGCUGCCCAAGUUCGAAGUGACCCUGGAGCUGCCCCCCGUGGUGACGGUGCUGGAUGAGAUGCUCCUGCUGCGGGUGUGCGGCCGAGACACCUACGGGAAGCCCGUCCUGGGGAGGGUCCAGGCCAGCCUGUGUCGGGAGGAACAACCAGUAAAUCACUGGAACCAUCUUCAUGCCAAGCGAACCGAGGCUCAGUGCACGGAGCUUACCGGCCAGACUGACAGCAACGGCUGCUUUUCCAGAGAGGUGGGGACGGCUCCCUUCAACCUGACCUACUCUGGCUAUGAGAUGAGCCUCCAGGCCAAGGCGUCUCUCGUGGAGGACGGGACAGGGGUGGAGCUCAAUGUGACCAAGAGCUGUGACAUCGUGUCUGAAAUCGCUACGGUGACCUUUGAGGAUGCUGACGAGACUUACAAGGCUGGAAUCCCCUACACUGGCAAGGUAACGGGAUUACCGGCAAGUACCUUCCCAUUGUGUGAUGUGCUGUGCACACGCCUACAUUUACCCAAGGCAGAUUAUCGUAUUGUGUUCUCGGCAGGUGCCCAGCCUAGAAAAGGUGCGGGACACUUUGUUGACGGAAUAUCCUGGAGAAGAUCUCAAGAUGGCAAUCUAGCGCCAUCAGUUCUGAUUGUCUCUCAACUACUGGCCCACCCGAACAGAACAAUGUUAUUUCUACAUAAGGGCCUGCAGAUGCUCCUGAAGGUGGCAGGUGGCUCUGCGCUGAAGAAUGAGAAGCUGCAGCUCUUUGUUAGCUCUGGGAAUAAGAAUAAGAAGCAGACCUUCCUGACGGACGAGUCUGGCAGAGCCUCCUUCGAGCUGGACACCUCUGGCUGGACCGGGAGCGUCACUCUGAGGGGGCACUUCAAGCAUGUGGCUCGCAGCUCUGUGUAUGGGAGACUCUCUCCCCAUUAUCCGGAUGUCCAUCGUCACCUGCAGCCCUUCUACUCCAAGAGCCAGAGUUUCCUGAAGAUCCGCUGGCUGGGAGGGGGGCUGCCCUGCGACCAGGCCCAGCAGCUCCAGGUGGAUUACGUCAUUGCUAGGGAGGCCCUGGGGAACGGGUCCAGGAGCCUGGAGUUCAUCUUCCUGGUCGUGGCCAAAGGAGCCAUCGCCAGGAUCCUCCACAAGGGGCUGGACCUCAAGGAGGGGGCUGGGCUGAAGGGCUCCUUCUCGGUGGAGCUGCCUGUCGGCGCUGACCUGGUGCCCGCUGCCAAGGUGCUGGGUUACACGGUGCUGCCCGAUGGCGAGAUGGCUGCCGACCGCGCCCGGCUGCAUGUGGCCAAGUGCUUCCCGAACAAGGUGAAGCUGGCCUUCUCGCAGGACCGGGCCCUGCCGGGCUCAGAGCUCCAGCUGCGGGUGCAGGCUGCCCCCGGGUCCCUGUGCGCCGUCCGCGCCGUGGAUCAGAGCGUGCUGCUCAGGAAGCCCGAGGACGAGCUCAGCGUCGACACAGUCUAUAACCUGCUCCCAGAUUUUCCCCGAGGAGACUAUCCUGACGGAGUGCGAGAGCCGGAGUCAUGUCAUCCUCCGGGUGCUCCGGGUCCUCCGGGUGAUCCGGUCAGGACCCCUAAGAACGUGGAGGCAGGUGUGGAUAGUGCAGCAGGGACCCCAGUGAGCAAUGCCCGGCCCGUGCCAGAACCCGGCACCCAGGAGGAACCAGCGCCACGUCUGUACUUCCCAGAGACGUGGCUGUGGGACCUGCGAGGGCUCCAGGGCGUCCCAGUCUCGGUGCCCGACACCAUCACGGAGUGGAAAGCUGGGAUGUUCUGCACGGCGGAGGUGGGCUUUGGGCUCGCCACGGCCACCUUCAUGGCCUUCAAACCCUUCUUUGUGGAGCUGGCCUUGCCGUACUCCGUGAUCCGGGGAGAGGCCUUCGCCCUAAAGGCCACCGUCUUCAACUACCUGCGGCAGUGCAUCAAGCUGCCUCUGUGCAGACGAAGGAAAACCUUCCAGUGGGAGGUGACGGCGAGCAGCCUGGGGGAGGUGAACUUCACCGUCAGCGCUGAGGCUCUGCACACCGAGGAGCUGUGCGGCACAGAGCUGGCCGUGGUGCCGGCCCAAGGGCGAGUGGACACCGUGAUAAAGCCCCUGCUGGUCCAGCCGGGGGGGAUCCUGGAGGAGAAGGCGCACAGCUCCCUGCUCUGCCAGGAAGCCUCCGAAGAAAUCUCCUUGCAGCUGCCUGCGAACGUCCUGGCGGGGUCCGAGCGGGCCCACGUGACUGUCCUGGGAGACAUAGUGGGCACAGCUCUGCAGAACAUAGACCGUCUGCUGGCCAUGCCCUACGGCGAUGGAGAGCAGAACAUGGACCGUCUGCUGGCCAUACCCUACAGCGAUGGAGAGCAGAACAUGCUCUGGUUCGUUCCCAACAUCUACAUCCAUCAGUACCUGGAGAAGAGCAGGCAGCUGAGCCCAGAGAUCAGAGACAAGGCCCAGGGAUUCCUCCAGAGCGGCUACCAGCGCGAGCUGCUCUAUAAGCACAACGACGGCUCUUACAGCGUCUCUAGGAAGAGCAAAGCCAGGGGUAACACCUGGCUGACGGCCUUCGUUCUCAAGUCCUUUGGCCAGGCCAGGCCCUACAUCUCCAUCGACGAGAAGCACCUAGAGGACGCCCUAAGGUGGCUGCAGCGCCACCAGCGGAAGACCGGCUGCUUCCGCAGUGUGGGGAAGCUGUUGAACAACGCCCUGCAGGGCGGCGUGGUGGACGAGCUCUCUGUCUCGGCUUACAUCACGGUGGUGCUGCUGGAGCUGGGGCAGCCGCUCACGGACCCCACGGUGACCAGGGCCCUCCAGUGCCUCCGGGAGUCAAGCACCAGCGACCUCUACACGCAGGCGCUGCUGGCCUACGCCUUCGGGCUGGCGGGGAGCACUGAGCUGCGGGACGCCCUCCUGCAGCGCCUGGCCCAGCACAGCGUCAGCGCCGCCGCUCUCCUAGGGGGACAGCUCCACUGGCAGAGAAAGUCCCUGUACAGCCCCUAUGGGACCCAGGCUCCUUCGGUGGAGAUGACGGCUUACGUGCUCCUGGCGUAUCUCUCCCUGCCCAACGUGUCUGCUGCCGACAUGACGACCGCCACCCAGAUCGUCCGCUGGCUAAGCAAGCAGCAGAACCCCUGGGGGGGCUUCGAAUCCACGCAGGACACGGUGGUGGCCCUGCAGGCCCUGGCCAAAUAUGCGGCCCUGACGUACAGCGCAAGCGGGGCUGUGUCGGUGACGGUGAGCUCCCAGGCCGGGGCCCGGCAGCAAUUCCAUGUGGACAACGCCAACCGGCUGGUGCUGCAGCGAGCAGCCCUGCAGGAGAUCCCCGGGCAGUACACGGUGCGGGCCAGCGGCGAGGGCUGUGUCUUUGUGCAGCUGAUCCUGCGCUACAACGUGCCGCCCCCAAAGAGCGCCGCGACCUUUGACCUGCGGGUGGAGACGGAGCCGAAGGAGUGCACCGAGAGCGCCACAUCCCGCUUCAGCCUCGUGCUGCACACCCAGUACAGUGGGGAGCGCCCAGCCACCAACAUGGCCAUCAUCGAGGCCAAGCUGCCGUCCGGCUACACCCCCGUCAGGAGCUCCCUGCGGAAGCUGGAGAAGCAGCCUUUGGUGAAGAGGCUGGAGGUGCAGAAGGACCAGGUGACGCUCUAUAUGGACCAGCUGACGAAGGAGGCGGAAAGUUUCACCUUCUCCCUGGAGCAGGAUUUCCCUGUGAAGAAUCUCAGAGCAGCCCCAGUGAGACUGUAUGAUUACGAGAUGGGUGAGUCCCGCCCCGGGAGAGCUGCUCCUGUGGGCCCCAUGCAGAGGUGA
This is a messenger RNA of Mauremys reevesii (Reeves's turtle), 4636 nucleotides long. Its product is annotated as alpha-2-macroglobulin-like protein 1. The coding region runs from base 215 to 4636 and encodes 1473 amino acids. Gene Ontology annotation, cellular component: extracellular region. The transcript is spliced from 34 exons. NCBI's taxonomy places the organism in Eukaryota, Metazoa, Chordata, Testudines, Geoemydidae. Gene Ontology annotation, molecular function: endopeptidase inhibitor activity. The record is from RefSeq and is a predicted model, not a curated record.